This is a messenger RNA of Trichomycterus rosablanca, 1396 nucleotides long. RefSeq names its product THO complex 3 (gene thoc3). Gene Ontology annotation, molecular function: protein binding. NCBI's taxonomy places the organism in Eukaryota, Metazoa, Chordata, Actinopteri, Siluriformes, Trichomycteridae. Gene Ontology annotation, cellular component: THO complex part of transcription export complex. Gene Ontology annotation, biological process: mRNA export from nucleus. The transcript is spliced from 6 exons. The coding region runs from base 1 to 969 and encodes 322 amino acids. The record is from RefSeq and is a predicted model, not a curated record.
AUGGCGUCUUCAUAUUAUAAUAAAAUGCUGGAGAACUUUAAAAACAACAGUAAAAGUCGCGAGUUUCCAGCACACAGCGCUAAAGUUCAUUCUGUAGCGUGGAGCUGUGAUGGAAGAAGACUGGCUUCUGGUUCAUUCGAUAAAACCGCCAGUGUGUUUCUCCUCGAGAAGGACCGAUUGGUGAAAGAGAAUAACCACAGAGGACAUGGUGACAGUGUUGACCAGCUGUGUUGGCACCCAACCAACCCAGAUCUGUUUGUUACUGCAUCUGGAGACAAAACUAUCAGGAUCUGGGAUGUACGCACUACCAAAUGCAUGGCCACAGUCAGCACGAAGGGUGAAAACAUCAACAUAUGUUGGAGUCCUGAUGGACAAACCAUUGCUGUUGGGAAUAAGGAUGAUGUGGUGACUUUCAUCGAUGCUAAAACUCACCGUCCCCGUGCUGAAGAACAGUUCAAGUUUGAAGUCAAUGAAAUCUCAUGGAACAACGAUAAUGAUAUGUUCUUUUUGACCAAUGGAAAUGGCUGCAUUAACAUUUUAAGCUACCCUGACCUAAAGCUCAUUCAGUCAAUCAAUGCCCAUCCUUCCAACUGUAUCUGUAUCAAAUUCGAUCCCACCGGCAAGUAUUUUGCUACAGGAAGUGCAGAUGCUUUGGUUAGUUUGUGGAAUGUUGAAGAGCUGGCGUGUGUUCGCUGUUUCUCCAGGCUUGACUGGCCAGUGCGAACCUUGAGUUUCAGUCAUGAUGGCAAAAUGCUGGCAUCAGCCUCUGAAGAUCAUUUCAUUGAUAUUGCUGAAGUAGAAACAGGGGAGAAACUCUGGGAGGUGCAGUGCGAGUCUCCUACCUUUACUGUUGCCUGGCACCCAAAAAGGCCGCUGCUGGCGUACGCCUGUGACGAUAAAGACAGCAAAUACGACAGCAAUCGGGAGGCAGGGACUGUUAAACUGUUCGGCCUUCCUAAUGACUCUUGAUGAGCAACAUGAUACAUGUGGACCUCGCUUUAACAUCUGCACCAGCUGUAGGGGCAUUCUAAUAUCUUUCUACACACUGUCAUUGCUCUAAAAGAGAGAGAAAACAUCUUUAUCAAAUGCAAGUUGUUACUUGUUUUUUUUUUUAAAACCUCGGACACAUUCCGAUCCAGUCCUUAAACAGCAUGGUAAUGUUAACAUAACAGUGUGAAUAAUUGUUAUUUACAGUCUUUUAUUGCAAGUGUGAAUAAUAAUGAUUUACACUUGAAUAGUGAAUAGUUUGAAAACAUGAACAUGCAGCUGUAAGUGUACGUUGGAAAAUGCCCACUAGAGGUCACCAUACAUUCUUUCUAAAGUGUUUAAAUUCCAUUUUUAUUUAACCUUUUUUUUGUAUGGUAUUAUAUUAAACGAGCAAUGUUUUGUAUCAUUA